ACAAUCAUAUUAUCAUAGUGUAGCAGUUUGGUGAGUGGAGACUGGACUGCUGGAGACGUUCAGAAACUCAUAGUUCAUAGUGUUCACGCAUGCUGCAUAGUACAUCCUAUAUUAUAUUGACUAAUUAGCAGUAAAAACGCAUUAAAUAUUGUUGAAUUGCUUCACGACGGUCGUGAAAUUAAUAAUUAUUGUUGUUUUAAAUUUAUAAACACCAUUGCGACACAAUUAUGGAUAGCGAUAUGGCGGUCCCUCAACUUGAUCAGUUCGUGCUGACCGUCAGAAACUUGGCAAACUCCGGUGAUAAUCGAGAACUUACUGAAUAUCUUUCCAAACAGUCAGAAACACUACAUAAAUAUGUUUCUAAUUUAGAUAGUGUUCUUGAGGCACUUGAUGUCCAUGAAAACUCAAUUACAGUACUUACUGUUUUGGGUGUUAAAGCUACUGCCCAAAAACCCCCUGACAUACCAGGGGUUCAAUACCAUACAGCUAUAGCAACACAAAUUAAUGACUUUGUUAUCACCAUCAGUGAAGAUGAACUCAGAGUCUUAGCUGAACCAUUGGCUAAUGUGAUGAAAUCUAUGUUGACUAACCUUGGUGAUAUGGAGAAACCUAUGUCUGCUAUUCCAAUAAUAAGACGUGCUAUAUGUAAAUUGCAAGAGAAACCAUAUCAAUUAACUCAACUUCAUUGUCUUUUAUGUCAAGCCUGUUUAAUGUCAAAUAAUCUUAAACCUGCCCUAAGUCUCCUGGAUCAGGAUAUUUAUGUAUUGGGGACUGAUGAACCUGGAGUGACAUUUGAUCCAAAAUUUUUUUUAAGUUACUACUAUUUGGGUGGUGUAAUCUACACUGCAAUGAAGAAUUAUUCAAGAGCAAUUACAUUCUUUGAAAUUGCUCUAACAACUUUACUUCCUUUGCUAUCUCAAGUCAUGGUUGAAUCGUAUAAGAAAUUUGUUUUGGUCUCAAUUAUACAUUUAGGAACUGUACCUACACUUCCAAAAUUAUCACCUGCCCUCAUUGAAAGAGUUCUCAAACCAGUAUGUCAAGCCUAUUUGGAUAUAAUACCAGCGUAUCAAAGUGGUGAUCCUGAAGAAUUACAAAGAACAAUCAGCAAAUAUCAUGAUGUUUAUAUAAGAGAUAAUAAUAAAGGAUUAGUAAAACAAGUCGUAAAAGCAUUGCACAGGAAGAAUAUACAUAAAUUGACAAACACUUUUUUGAAUAUGUCAAUUUCUGAUUUAGCACAAAGAAUCAAUCUUCCUAACAUAGUAGAAGCUGAAGAACAUUUAAUGUCUAUGAUUGAAUCUGGUGAAAUAUAUGGCAAGAUCAACCGUAAAGAAGGUACAAUUAUGUUUAAUGAUCCACCCAAAAAAUAUGAAGACCCUAGUGUUCUAAAGAAAAUUCUAGAUGAAGUAACUAAUAAGAUAUCAUUUAGCAGUACAGUACAAAUGAUGGAUGAAGCUAUACUAAUAAAUCCAGCAUUUGUUAAAAAAACUAGUAGUGAAGAUGAUGGAUUAUCUUUAGGCCAAAGUUCAUCCAAAAGUUAUCAAGCAUGAUCUAAGGCUCAACAAUGUAUUUAUACUGUAGAUUUAUUGAUUUGGACAUAGCUUGGAAUACUGAAAUUAUAAUAUUUCUAUUGUAAUUCAAAUAUCUAUCAAUCUAAUCAUGUUCUUUUACAAAUGUUACUAUAAUAACACAAAAAUCACAUCAAAAACAGUA
This is a messenger RNA of Rhopalosiphum maidis (corn leaf aphid), 1710 nucleotides long. RefSeq names its product COP9 signalosome complex subunit 3 (gene CSN3). The record is from RefSeq and is a predicted model, not a curated record. NCBI's taxonomy places the organism in Eukaryota, Metazoa, Arthropoda, Insecta, Hemiptera, Aphididae. Gene Ontology annotation, biological process: ubiquitin-dependent protein catabolic process. Gene Ontology annotation, cellular component: COP9 signalosome. Gene Ontology annotation, molecular function: protein binding. The transcript is spliced from 7 exons. The coding region runs from base 228 to 1547 and encodes 439 amino acids.